UAAAUAGAAGCUGUUAGUUAUUCUGCAGUAUUAAGCAAUCAUGCGAGAAAAUAGUAAAAUGAAAUAUUUUGUUCUGCUUUUGAUGGCCACUUCAGUGUUGGGCAGAUUCAAGCAAAACAUACUCGAAAUGGUAAUGGCUAAGGCGGAAAAUAAUUUUAUUGUUUCGCCCCUGUGCAUUGAAAUUGGAAUGAGCAUGCUAUUUAUUGGAGCUAAAGGAAAAACCGCCGAGGAACUAAGGAGCGUUCUGGACCUGCCUGUGGAUAUGACCGAAGUGGCCAGGAAUUACGAAAAGGUUCUGGCCAAUCUCCAAAAACAUAAUGGUUUUCGUUUCGCAAAUCGCCUAUACGUCAACGAUGCGUAUGAAAUAAACCAGGAUUACAACAACAUAAUGAAUAACACCAUGGGAAAGGCACAUGCUGGCAAUCCAUCACUGCGAAGUAGGCCAAUCCAUAGCAUCAGCUUUGCGGUUCAACGCCAGACUCACAGGAAAAUGCGGACUAUUUUCAAUGAGCAUGAACUUCAAGCUAAUGAAAGUGCUGCGCUGGUUACCGCCGUCCAAUAUAUCGGCGCAUGGAAAACUAUGUUUGAAAAAAGGAGCACCAAGCUAAAAAAGUUCUAUGGAGAUAAUAAUAAGCCAGUUUAUGUAAGAAUGAUGUCCCAUGUGGGUCGGUUUAGGACGGCUGAUCAAUCUUACGGACAAGUCAUUGAGCUGCCGUUUAGUGACUCAAACCUGUCGAUGAUAAUCGGUCUGCCAUUGCAUAACUCUUAUCUAAGCUCUAUAGAACAAAGACUGCGGACAUUCUCAGAGAGCCUAGAAGAAACUGAUGUUCAUGUGGAGCUGCCAAAGUUUGAAAUCGAAUUUAGCACGGAACUAGUUGAGCCCCUAAAAAAAUUGGGCAUACACCUUCUCUUCAGUAAUAACUCUGAUCUCAGCGGCCUUCUGACCAACGGCACAAGUGCCAAAAUAAGCAAUGUAGUACACAAAUCCUCUAUUGAGAUCGACGAAGGAGGAGUAUCGACUGGAGAAGCAGCAGAACCCACAGAAUACCCACCUAAAAAAGCAAAAGCAUUGGUGUCCUUUAAUGUCAAUCGCCCUUUUGCCUUCUUGAUUCGCGAUAAGCAUGCCGUCUACUUUCGCGGACGCGUCGUUCAGCUGCCUAACGAAAUUCGUUUUUAAGAUGACGUUGUGAUUUCUAGUCACUUGAA
This is a messenger RNA of Drosophila teissieri, 1206 nucleotides long. Its product is annotated as serine protease inhibitor 42Dd. The coding region runs from base 41 to 1177 and encodes 378 amino acids. Gene Ontology annotation, molecular function: serine-type endopeptidase inhibitor activity. The transcript has 4 exons. Lineage: Eukaryota; Metazoa; Arthropoda; Insecta; Diptera; Drosophilidae. The record is from RefSeq and is a predicted model, not a curated record.